UAUAUGCUUUCCCUUCCACCUAAUGCUCAGCCCCUAUUUUCCUUUGCGAAAAAAAAUAACCCCUAUUUUCGAGUGAAAACUCCAGUUACCCAAAUGACGUCUCAACCAUUAACAAAUCACCGAGAAGGAGCGGAGAUCUACCACGGCGAGUCCCUCUGCAAGCAGAAGUCCCUCGACCUCCUCCAGGAGAUCCGCCUCCCCAUGGGCCUCCUGCCCCUUGACGACAUCGUUGAGGUUGGCUACAAUCGCACCACUGGGUUCGUCUGGCUCAAGCAGAAGAACAGGAAAGAGCACAAAUUCCGUGCAAUUGGACGCAACGUGUCGUACGAUAAGGAGGUGACGGCGUUCGUGGAGGACCGGCGGAUGCGGAGGCUGACUGGGGUGAAGAGCAAGGAGUUUCUGAUUUGGGUUACGAUCUCUGAUAUCUAUGUGGACUCUGGCGAUACUAAGAAAAUAACUUUCGGUAAUCCAACAGGGAUAUCGAGGACUUUUCCAGUGUCUGCCUUUGAGCUAGAGGAGGAGGAGAAGAAGUGAUUGUCGUUUAGUUUCCAGUGUGCGUUUUAGCUGAAGGAGAAGGAGAAGUGAUUGUGGGUUCGGUUGUUGUGUAAUGUGGGAUUCAAUAAAUCUAUGAUUAUGAUUAUGGUUUUAA
Molecule: messenger RNA, 649 nt
Organism: Hevea brasiliensis (rubber tree)
Lineage: Eukaryota; Viridiplantae; Streptophyta; Magnoliopsida; Malpighiales; Euphorbiaceae
Exons: 1
Coding region: 4-534 (176 amino acids)
Source: RefSeq, a predicted model, not a curated record